Molecule: messenger RNA, 1796 nt
Organism: Lactuca saligna
Lineage: Eukaryota; Viridiplantae; Streptophyta; Magnoliopsida; Asterales; Asteraceae
Source: the annotation of a GenBank genome assembly
CAGCCCAUUGCUCUCAAGUUUGUCCAAAAUUCGGUCAUACAUUUCCAAAUCCUUGGCCAUAAAUAGAAAUUUGUAGUAAUAAAUUCGCAUUAAUUCUGAUUUUAUUUUGAAUAAUUGACGAUUCUUUCAUUGAUUGCAUUUUGAAUCCAAUAAUUUGAAUUCAUCUCUUCUUCAUCUUGGAUUUCAAGCUUAUGUUCUUGUUCUUCUUCACCUCAGUCUAGAUUUUUGUAUGCAUAUAGAAAUUCAGUCGAAUUGAGUAAUUUAGGGCAAGAAUGACGUGCGAGAUGAAUCGUGUUGGAGACGAUGAACUACAACUCAUAGAUUUUUCGGAGGAAGAUGAUUACUUAAUCGCGUUUCCUUUUCGCGAUUCUCUCGAAGAUCUCCGACUUUCAGUAACAUACGACAAUCUGAAUGAGUGUGAUCGUAUCAAGGUGUUUGAAAGUAUUAAUUCGCAAGUAGUAGAGCGGAUUGAUGAAGCACAGUUUGAAUCCAUGGAGCCAAGAAGACCAAGUUUCUUGCGUAAAAGCUUAGCUUGGGACAAUGCCUUCUUCACUAGUGCAGGUGUGUUGAACCUCGAAGAGCUGUUUAUGAUAAAUAAAGGCUUCAAAAAACCUGAAUCCAAUCACCAAACUCCUCGUAAUAAACUUACUCUUAAGAAUCAAACAUCAUCUGCCUCCAAGAAAUCAAAUAUCUGCUCUCAAAACAAGGUCAAACCAGUAUCUGGAGCUUCAAAACUGGUCUCAUCUAAACAUACUAACAAAGCAUCUGUUGAAGAAUCAGAAUCAUAUAGCAUGAAAACAAAGCAUAAAUCCAGAAAAGCAGGAUUAGGGACAGAUUUAAAUGUUUCCAAGAGGUCUCGAUGGGGAGACUUAUCUGGUCUUCCUAAAUCAACUCCUUUUACUUCUCAAAAGGAUUUAAAAGCUGAUUCCUCAUAUGAAUCAUCUUCUAGUGCUUCUUCAUCUUCUAAAUCCAGUAGAAAGGAAAUCAAUCACAAAAACACAAAACCAACUUCAUCCACGUCCCCUUGUAGCUCCAUUGAAGGAUGGUUAUCUUCAUCUUCUUCUAAAACACCUGAAUACGCAACAACAUCAUCAAUGGAAAGUCUCCUUCUUUCUAGUGGGCCUAAAAGAAAGAUCAAAUCUUCAGGUCUUCGAAUGCCAUCACCAAAGAUUGGAUUCUUUGAUGAGGGACAACCCUUUAAAGGAAGUAUGCAGGAGAAAGAGAGUCCUUUACAAUUACAUAACAGAAACAGGCUAAACAAAAACAAAUUCCAGUUAUCUAAUCUUUCUCCUUCUGUUACCCCUGAGAAUUGUUCAAAAGUUAGAAAAGCUUUCAAUGAUGGAAGAAAAAGUGGUGUGAGUUUUAGCAAGUUGAAGGUGGAUGUGAAUAUACAAAAGGAAAUAUCAAACAAGCAGAAAGAUGAAGCUAUGAUAGACAUGAAAGAAAAGCAAGAUGAGAGUGAUCAGAAAGAGAAUGUGUUUAGUUUUGAAGAUCAAGUCAAUGGUUUAACCAAAUGCUUAGAGGUCAUUGAUCUAGAUAGGGAUGUGGGUCCAGAGGUCAAAGGUCAACUCUCAAGAACUCCAUUGGCUGAAAAAAUUUAUGGUAAGCAAUAGAAUUGCAUUAUAAUUUUGUUUCUUUUUACAUCAACUAUCUUAUAGUUUUAUAUUUCAUCUUUUUUUUUUUAAUCUUUGAUUGUUAAGAGCAAAUAAGUCCAUCCUUUUGCAUAGUUUUAUGGAAUGAAAAUUUAUUUGUGUUGGUUGUCUCAUAUCUUUGGUUACUUGGAAUUUUUUUCGUGC